AUGGAUCGCCUCGUGCGCCUCUCGAUCUCAUUCCUUGCUCUCCGCGCCGCUCUUAACGGCGUCAACGGCGAAGUCAGCUACAGCCAGAGUGGCCUCGACUGGGGGGGAGACUGCCAGUCGGGCGAGAAGCAGUCGCCGAUCAACAUCGUGAUGGACGAGGCGGUGGAGGUCAGCGAGCCGGAGAAGUUUGUUCUCGAGUACGACACGUCAGCCACCACCGCGAGCAUCGUCAACCACGGUUACACAGUUCAGGUUGUUCCAAACCCAGAGAAGACUUACAAGCUUCACAUCAGCAAAGGAACCUUCAUUCUGAAACAGGUGCACGUGCAUUCGUUUUCGGAGCACGCAGUCAACGGGCUUUUCGCGGCCAUGGAGGCGCAUUUCGUGCACCAGCACGAGAACGACAACACCUCCCUCGCGGUGGUGGGGGUCAUGAUCAGGCUGCAGCGCCACGACGAGAAGUCCGACUGGAUUGACGUCUGGCAGAGCAAGGUACCAGCCGGGGUGGACACCAACACCACCAUUGACGUUCCCGAGAACUUUUGGACGGAGAUGAUCGACACCUCCAUGGGCUUCUGGCGCUACCACGGCUCGCUCACCUCGCCCGCCUGCAGCGAGAUUGUCGAGUGGCACGUGCUGCGCAAGGCCAAGUUCCUCUCCGUUUCUCAGGCCAUCACAUUUAUGAACCUGAUUGCGAAGCAGAACACGGAGCGCACUGACAACCGCCUUCCCGAACCCCUCAAUGGCCGCACUGUCACUUCACGAAUAUCUCAGCUUAGGUUGACGAUGUCACCUUCUGCCACCAUGGCCGUCGUGCGUCUCUCCCUCGCGCUCCUCGCGCUUCUCGCCGUCGUGGGCGCCGCCAAUGCCGGUAGCGUCAGCUACAGCCAGAGCGGCCUCGACUGGGGGGGAGACUGCCAGUCGGGCGAGAAGCAGUCGCCGAUCAACAUCGUAAUGGACGAGGCGGUGGAAGUGAGCGAGCCGGAGAAGUUCGUUCUCGAGUACGACUCCGCCGCCACCACCGCGAGCGUCAUCAACAAGGGCUCCACCGUCCAGGUGGCUCCCAACCCGGACAAGACCUACAAGCUGCACAUCAACAGCGGCACUUACAACCUCCUCCAGAUGCACGUGCACGCGUUUUCGGAGCACGCGGUGAACGGGCUGUUCGCGCCCAUGGAGGCGCACUUCGUGCACGUGCACGAGAGCGACCCCUACCAGCUCGCCGUCGUCGGCGUCAUGAUCCGCCUGCAGCGCCACGACGAGGCCUCCGCCUGGAUCGACACCUGGCUGCCGAAGACUCCCGCUGAUGUGAACGGCACGGCGACGAUUGACAUUCCUGACAACUUCUGGGCCGAGAUGAUCGACAUGUCCAUGGGCUUCUGGCGCUAUCCCGGCUCGCUCACCACGCCUGACUGCAACGAGAUCGUCGAGUGGCACGUCGUGCGCAAGGCCAAGUUCCUCUCCGUUGCCCAGACUAUCACUUUCAUGAACAUGCUGGCGAAGCAGAACACCGAGCGCACUGAUAACCGCCUGCCCGAGCCCGUCAAUGGCCGCACUGUUACCUACUACACCACCAUCUCCUCUUAA
This is a messenger RNA of Closterium sp. Yama58-4, 1587 nucleotides long. The record is from the annotation of a GenBank genome assembly. Lineage: Eukaryota; Viridiplantae; Streptophyta; Zygnematophyceae; Desmidiales; Closteriaceae.